AUGCCAAAGCAAAUACAAAGGCUAAGCCAUCUUCAGACUUUGACAAAUUUUGUUGUGGGAGAGCAUAGUGGGUAUGAUAUUAAGGAAUUGGAAAAACUCAACCAUCUUCGAGAAACACUUUGUAUUUCACAGUUGGAAAAUGUCACUGAUCGUGCAGAUGCUGUGGAAGCAAAUUUGAGAGAUAAGACACAUCUGGAAGCAUUGCAUAUGAGAUAUGGUUACAAAGGAACAACUGAUGGCUCAAUAGUUGAGAAGGAUGUCUUGGAGGUUCUCGAACCAAAUAGCAACCUGAAUAGUCUCAUCAUCGAGGACUACAGAGGCACAGGCUUUCCACAUUGGCUUGGGGACUGUUAUUUACUCAACUUGGUAUCCCUUGAACUGAAUAGAUGUGGAUUUUGUUCCCGGUUGCCACCACUUGGGAAGCUUCCCUCUCUUAAAGAGCUUUCUAUUUCAGAAUGUUAUGGAAUAGAGAUCAUCGGUGAAGAGUUUUAUGGCUAUAAUUCAUCAACUGUUCCAUUUGCUUCUCUUGAAAGUUUGAAAUUUGAUAACAUGUACGGUUGGAAUGAAUGUUCCUCCCUUGAAAAGUUGUAUGUUGGUGAUUACGAUGGUGAAAAUCUUGAAUGGCCCUCUUUUGAUUUGCGAAGCUGUAAUUCACUUUGCACUCUGUCUAUAUCUGGUUGGUGUUCCUCAUCCUUGCCUUUUGCACUGAACUUGUUCACCAAUCUUCAUUCUCUAGAUUUGUACGAUUGUCGACAGCUCAAAUUGUUUCCACAAAGAGGUUUACCUUCCAGCUUGAGCACCCUCCGAAUAAACAAAUUCCCUGAACUUAUUGCAUUGAGAGAGGAGUGGGGUUUGUUCGAACUCAAUUCUCUGAAAGAAUUCAAAGUUAGUGACGACUUUGAGAAUGUGGAGUCUUUCCCGGAGGAGAAUCUACUGCCACCAACUCUUAAGUCUCUUCGUUUGGAAAAUUGUUCAAAGCUAAGAAUAAUAAACUACAAGGGUCUUCUUAAUCUCAAAUCUCUCAGACUCUUACAUUGA
Messenger RNA from Medicago truncatula (barrel medic), 1038 nucleotides. RefSeq names its product putative disease resistance RPP13-like protein 1. The record is from RefSeq and is a predicted model, not a curated record. Lineage: Eukaryota; Viridiplantae; Streptophyta; Magnoliopsida; Fabales; Fabaceae. The transcript is spliced from 2 exons. The coding region runs from base 1 to 1038 and encodes 345 amino acids.